This is a messenger RNA of Ceratina calcarata, 954 nucleotides long. RefSeq names its product RWD domain-containing protein 4. Lineage: Eukaryota; Metazoa; Arthropoda; Insecta; Hymenoptera; Apidae. The coding region runs from base 290 to 865 and encodes 191 amino acids. The record is from RefSeq and is a predicted model, not a curated record. The transcript has 4 exons. Gene Ontology annotation, molecular function: protein binding.
AUUAAAAAUCAAUAAUCGAUAGAUAUUAAUAUAAUAAUUAUUUCUUUAAUCUGAAAUCUGUAAUGUGGCGAAGCGUUAGCGUUUGUGAUUAAGGCAGCACAAUCGACCCAACAGCCAAACAUUAAACAGUAGCAAGCAGCUGCGUUUGCGUGCUGAGUGUAAUUGUGUAUGGUGAUGGUGUAAGCCAGUGUAAGCGUUCUUCCUACUUUAGAAGUAACGCGUGAACGGCGUGAACGGUGCGUGUGCAAGAAUAGUUAGAGUAUAAUCAAAUUUGACGUUGGGAAAGGAAAUGAGUGAUGCCGAACUACAGGUGGAGGAAUGCGAAGUACUUCUUUCGAUAUACGAAGGAGAUCCAGCUUUUAAACAGUUGACACCAACUACUUUCCAAUACAAGUAUGGAGAAGAUAACGAUAUGAAGUCAUUCUUAUUGGAAAUCUCAUGGGGUGCGACGUAUCCAUCAGAAAGGCCUAUUAUUAACAUGAACACUUUCUACAAUAAACACAUUGUGCAAGAAGUAAAAGACAAAGUGGUUCAACAUGUGGAAAUGGAGGCUGAUCAAUGGUUGGGCAGUGCGAUGACCUACACAUUGUUUCAAUCUGUUCAAGAGCAUUAUACAGAAUUGAUUUCUGCACAACCAGAUUCUAAUGACUUGAACACCCAAACGAGCCAGCUUAAAAUAGCGGAUGAGAAUCAACAGUUGGAAGAAUCAACAAAAAGACCAAAGAAAGAACAUCUGACUAAGGCUCAAAAGCGUAGGCAAUGGAAUAAGGCAGACGGAAAAGGGGAGAGACCAAGAGGAUGGGACUGGGUUGACAUAGUAAAACAUUUAUCACAGACUGGUCCUAAGCAAGAACAGGAAUCUUAGUUGAACUUCAUUGAAAUAUUUGUACAGGUUAAAGGCGUGUUAUAUUUUUAUAAAUUAUUGGAAAUAAACUGGUUUCCAUAUCGGUUUUA